CUACGACUAGCGGAGGACAAGAGAGCAUGUUCGUGACAGAACAACCGCCCUCCAAAUUUCCAAGUGAGAAACAAUAGAAUGGCGAGUUACGCUGAACGUUUGCAGGCAUCUGCGCGUGGGCAGGAUCCUGAGACACCUUGGCGCGUGAACACCGAGGUCGACGUGCCCGCGCUCGACAUGGAGCUGCGCCACGUGCUGGACGCCAUCGAACUCGCGCUCGACACCAGUGGCCGCCCGCUCCGGGUGCUAAACGGCGAGUUCCCGCGCUCGGAUCUCUUGUCACCGGUCUUGCCGUUGGGUCCGCCAUGGCGUCGUUCCGGGCUUCCGCGAGCUUGCGACGACCGGAACGGAGAGUCGGAGGAAGGACCCCAUGCGCCGCUCCCGUUCAGACUGGAUUCGUGA
Molecule: messenger RNA, 402 nt
Organism: Dichomitus squalens LYAD-421 SS1
Lineage: Eukaryota; Fungi; Basidiomycota; Agaricomycetes; Polyporales; Polyporaceae
Exons: 2
Coding region: 79-402 (107 amino acids)
Source: RefSeq, a predicted model, not a curated record